Molecule: messenger RNA, 1797 nt
Organism: Parastagonospora nodorum SN15
Lineage: Eukaryota; Fungi; Ascomycota; Dothideomycetes; Pleosporales; Phaeosphaeriaceae
Exons: 4
Coding region: 1-1797 (598 amino acids)
Biological process (GO): positive regulation of transcription by RNA polymerase II
Cellular component (GO): nucleus
Molecular function (GO): DNA-binding transcription factor activity, RNA polymerase II-specific; transcription cis-regulatory region binding; zinc ion binding
Source: RefSeq, a predicted model, not a curated record
AUGCCAUCCAAGUCCCGAGGACUGAGAACCUCUACCGGCUGUUUAACGUGUCGUAAGCGGCGUGUGAAGUGCGAUGAGACCCUGCCACGCUGCAAGAAUUGCGAUAGGGUGGGACGGGACUGUGCAUAUCCCGAGAAGCCAACUGUUCCCCAAAGGUCACGAACUCUGAGUGCACGCGAGGCUAGCGAGGUGCCAGCCAAGCCAACUGUAGCACACCCCAGUGCUUCAUUGACGAGCCAUGUUAAUAAUUCCGAUAUCAUCUCAAGGCCGGAGCCUGAAAAUGCUGUUAUCGAUCCCGCGCCAUCGUAUCCGUCUUUCUCGCUUGCGCCGCGGGAGGUUCCCGUCAACACUCUCCUUGACGACAAUUUCUUCUUGAACGAUAACCUGUUCGCAUUUGACGACUCGCUAACGCCCAAUCUUGGUCCGGUUGAAUGGUAUGAUCUCUUAGCAGAGGACGCCAUCAAUAGCAUGCAGGGACAGAGCAGCCGCUGGGAUUUCGACAUUACGACUCUCUCGCGAAGACAGUCGCCCAGGCAAUCCGUUGCUCCAGAGACUGUCGGCACCUCAUUUGAUGGACAGGAAGCUCAACCCCUACCUGUACUCCAUAAGCAUUGGAACACCGAAAGCGCCCUUGAACUCACACAAGAUGAGGCUGUGUACUACAGACAUUUCAUAAACGUAGUCGCACCAGUGCUGGACCUCUUUGACCAUGAGAGGCAUUUUGCUAAUAUCGUCCCUCAUCUCGCUCUGCGCAACGUUGGGUUAUUGAAGUCCAUUCUCGCGGUUGGUGCAUGUCAUAUGACUAUCGUUCACCACCCAUCCGAGCUUGGAGAAGCUGCAUCAUUUCUGCCGGGAACACCGGCGUCAGGCGCAAGUGCGACGACAAAUACACGAAGGAUCGCGGGACAAUACUACUAUGAAACACUUCAGUAUCUCUCUCAGCAUCUAUUGUAUCAGGCUUACACCACCUCACACGAACUUCUUUCCACGGCUGUCAUGAUCAGUAUAUACGAGAUGUUCAGCACGGUCAACGACUCCAAUCAUAGUAACUGGGACCGGCAUUUGCGUGGUGCUUUCUGGAUCCAGAAGAAUAGUGGUGUUAGUGGCGAGUCUGCGGAUAGCCUACAUCGCGCAAUAUGGUGGGCGUGGCUCCGUCAAGACGUAUGGGCCGCUUUCCGUACCGGUCGGCCGACUCUCACAAUACACCAACCACGUACACCCAUCUCAGCUUUGACUCCUGAUGGGCUAGCGACAAGGAUCAUCUAUAUUGCCGCAAAGUGUGUGCAGUUUGCAGCGACUCCCAAGGAGGGCGAUAUUGCUGCGUACAUCGAAGCUGGCGAAACUUUGAUGCGCAUGCUUGAUCUUUGGAAGAGGUCAUUGCCUGCCUCAUUUGAGCCGAUCGGCAUCGCGCCUUCAACAAUGGACAGCGAUCAGAUAUCACCAAUUUGGAUACACCCACCUGCGCAUGCUGCAGCCAUUCAGAUGUACCACUUCGCACGCAUCAUCAUGAUACUGAACCAGCCUUCUACGGGCGGACUAAGUACAUAUCAGACACGCUUCAAGCAAAUGAGAGAAAGUACGAUGACUACAUGUGGAAUUGCUAUCGCACAGCAAUCUCAAAAUUUGCCGAGCGCUUUUGUAAGCUUCCAGGCAGUAUACGCAGCUGCUUUGUGCGCCGAAACUCAGGAUCGGCAGAGUGAAGUUCUCGACGUGCUUGACAAGGUUCUCAGCAUCAGCAAGUUUCCGUCACGAUCUAUCCUGGAUGACCUCGUGAGUGUGUGGAACAACGCGAAAUGA